Molecule: messenger RNA, 536 nt
Organism: Drosophila busckii
Lineage: Eukaryota; Metazoa; Arthropoda; Insecta; Diptera; Drosophilidae
Product: NTF2-related export protein
Exons: 2
Coding region: 13-429 (138 amino acids)
Biological process (GO): protein import into nucleus
Cellular component (GO): nuclear pore central transport channel
Source: RefSeq, a predicted model, not a curated record
UAAAAAACGAUAAUGAACGAACUAAGGACUAAAGUAGAAUCCGCUAACCGCACGGCUGAGGACUUUACGCGGCUUUACUACGCAUCUCUGGAUAAUCGCCGUCAUCAAUUGGGUCGUCUAUACAUAGACGACGCUACAUUGAGCUGGCGUGGAAAUGGCGCAAAAGGACGUGUAAAUAUAGAACGAUUCCUUCUUGAGUUGCCGCAAUCGCAGCAUCAGUUGACUACAUUGGAUGCACAGCCUAUUGUAGACAACGCUGUGGGCUCGCAGACAACAUAUCUCAUUAUGACCGGAGGCACUGUGAAAUUCUCUGACCAGCCAGUACGGAGUUUUAACCAAAAUUUCGUUAUUACUGCCGAAAAUGAUAAGUGGAAGAUAGCCUCAGAUUGUUAUCGCCUGCAGGAGCCAGUGUCCAAAUAUGACGAUUAAUUGCAUGACAUGAUAAAUAUUCUGUAAAAAUUUUAAAAAUACCUAUUUAGAGAACUCAAUAUCAGCUAAGCAAAUCAUUGGAAUAGCUAUUCGUUGGAUUCGCAGUU